CUAAUUUGUAUGCGUGUUCAUAUGGAAUUGAUUGGUGGAAUAAUCACAGUCUGAAUUGAUUCAGUUUAACAACAUAUUUUACAUCCUUUCAUCACAUUGGUUUGAUGAAGAAGCUUGAAUACUAAGUGGCAUAGGGGGCCCCAGUGGCCCCACAUUCUCUAAGAGUCAGUGUCUAAAUUAGAAUUUGCAUUCUCCUACACUAAUUUGUCAAAUGUACCCUAGUUUUUUUAAUCUGACCACAUCCAAAGCACCAAUAGUUAUUUGCCUCGAUGAUAACAUGCUUCAGUUUGCAGAGUACUAUUUAGGUGGAGAUGUUGGUGGUAGUGUUUUCCUCCCUAACAGGACGGGAAAAUAACAUUCAUUUAAGGGAAACAGCCAGAAUAUAUUUAUUUAUUUAACUUACUCUUUUCACGGUUAAACUUACCAAUAUAACAAAGUACAUCAAUUAUAUAAUUCGUCCAUAUUUAACAAAUGUGCUAGAGGGCCACAUUUAACCUUUGCCUUUUUAAUUUGUCCCUCCGUGCUCGCCGUUCGUAACUUCCGCUCAUACGUACUUCCGGUGAGAUCUUUUCAUCCACGCUCCCGAGACGACGACAUCGCGACACGAAAGACGAACCGAAGGACUAAACACGGUUAAACCACAGCUGUCAUGUUCAAACUAGAAGGACUCGGGCCUAAAAUGGACCCCGAGGAGAUGAAGAGGAAAAUGCGACAAGAUGUCGUCUCAUCUUUACGAAACUUUAUUAUUUACGUCGCCCUGCUCAGGGCCACCCCAUUUGUGUUGAAGAAGCUGGACAGCAUAUGACCUGAACAUCGGGUUUCUUCCUCAGCCAUCUACUAAGCGUUUACUCGACCAGAGAGAGUAUGGAUCAUCAUCAUCAUCAUCAUCAUCAUCAUCGUCGUCAGCCGCAUCAAACAACUGGGGCCAUUACUGCUAAUCGUGUUGGACACAACCAGCGUCUGACCAUCACUGCACCGGAGGAAACACAUUUGAUCUAAUUUAUCCCAUCUUAUUCCUUUUUGUAAGCUUUAGUCUGCAUUUCUUGUUAAACAUGUUGCCAUUAUUGAUUGACAACAAAGUGGCAGUGCGUAAGCGCGCCAUGCUCGCAAGUUAACCGGAAACCAUGUAUAUUUCUGUUGAUAGCGGAUCUACUCAGUUCUGCACAUAUUGUGUUUUGUUGUAACUGUAUUAGAAAAGUAUAUUACUUUUGUUGGGCUGAAUAUUUUCAGGAAUAAGUUUAAAUCCUUUUUAUGUAAUCACUGAAAAUAAAAACGUUGCCCAAUAAAUGA
Gasterosteus aculeatus aculeatus (three-spined stickleback) is the source of this 1290-nucleotide messenger RNA. RefSeq names its product translocase of outer mitochondrial membrane 5 homolog (yeast) (gene tomm5). Gene Ontology annotation, cellular component: mitochondrial outer membrane translocase complex. The record is from RefSeq and is a predicted model, not a curated record. Lineage: Eukaryota; Metazoa; Chordata; Actinopteri; Perciformes; Gasterosteidae.